Messenger RNA from Nomascus leucogenys (northern white-cheeked gibbon), 7582 nucleotides. The record is from RefSeq and is a predicted model, not a curated record. Lineage: Eukaryota; Metazoa; Chordata; Mammalia; Primates; Hylobatidae.
GUCGGGGCUGGGGGUGGAGCAGAGAAUCUGUAAAAGAUAUUCAAAGAGAGAAAAGGGGAAUCCUGAUCGUUUCUGCCCGUGUUUGCUUUCAACUUGAGCGUGCUAGCUUUUAACUUGAAGAAGUCUCAUUGGAGCAUCUAGCAUUCUCCAGGAGUUAUUCGAAAGCUGAAACUUUCAGUGGAUUGUGGGCCUGGGGAGAAGAAGGAUUCCGAGGGUGGAAUUGGGAAGAGCGUGCGUGCGUGUGUGUGUGUGCGCGCGCACGUGUGGGUCGGGGCGGGGGCGUCGGGGGGCCACUGGGAAUUCGGUGAAGAGGGCACCCCAUACCAUGGCAGUGCCCGGCGACGCUGCACGAGUCAGGGACAAGCCCGUCCACAGUGGGGUGAGUCAAGCCCCCACGGCGGGCCGGGACUGCCACCAUCGUGCGGACCCCGCAUCGCCGCGGGACUCGGGCUGCCGUGGCUGCUGGGGAGACCUGGUGCUGCAGCCGCUCCGGCGCUCUCGGAAACUUUCCUCCGCGCUGUGCGCGGGCUCCCUGUCCUUUCUGCUGGCGCUGCUGUUGAGGCUCGUCCGCGGGGAGGUCGGCUGUGACCUGGAGCAGUGUAAGGAGGCGGCGGCGGAGGAGGAGGAGGAAGCGGCCCCGGGAGCAGAAGGGGGCGUCUUCCCGGGGCCUCGGGGAGGUGCUCCCGGGGGCGGCGCGCGGCUCAGCCCCUGGCUGCAGCCCUCGGCGCUGCUCUUCAGUCUCCUGUGUGCCUUCUUCUGGAUGGGCUUGUACCUCCUGCGCGCCGGGGUGCGCCUGCCUCUGGCUGUCGCGCUGCUGGCCGCCUGCUGCGGGGGGGAAGCGCUCGUCCAGAUUGGGCUGGGCGUCGGGGAGGAUCACUUACUCUCGCUCCCCGCCGCGGGGGUGGUGCUCAGCUGCUUGGCCGCCGCGACAUGGCUGGUGCUGAGGCUGAGGCUGGGCGUCCUCAUGAUCGCCUUGACUAGCGCGGUCAGGACCGUGUCCCUCAUUUCCUUAGAGAGGUUCAAGGUCGCCUGGAGACCUUACCUGGCGUACUUGGCCGGCGUGCUGGGGAUCCUCUUGGCCAGGUACGUGGAACAAAUCUUGCCGCAGUCCGCGGAGGCGGCUCCAAGGGAGCAUUUGGGGUCCCAGCUGAUUGCUGGGACCAAGGAAGAUAUCCCGGUGUUUAAGAGGAGGAGGCGGUCCAGCUCCGUCGUGUCCGCCGAGAUGUCCGGCUGCAGCAGCAAGUCCCAUCGGAGGACCUCCCUGCCCUGUAUACCGAGGGAACAGCUCAUGGGGCAUUCAGAAUGGGACCACAAACGAGGGCCAAGAGGAUCACAGUCUUCAGGAACCAGUAUUACUGUGGACAUCGCCGUCAUGGGCGAGGCCCACGGCCUCAUUACCGACCUCCUGGCAGACCCUUCUCUUCCACCAAAUGUGUGCACAUCCUUGAGAGCUGUGAGCAACUUGCUCAGCACACAGCUCACCUUCCAGGCCAUUCACAAGCCCAGAGUGAAUCCUGCCACUUCGCUCAGUGAAAACUAUACCUGUUCUGACUCUGAAGAGAGCUCUGAAAAAGACAAGCUUGCUAUUCCAAAGCGCCUGAGAAGGAGUUUGCCCCCUGGCUUGUUGAGACGCGUUUCUUCCACUUGGACCACCACCACCUCGGCCACAGGUCUACCGACCUUGGAGCCUGCACCAGUACGGAGAGACCGCAGCACCAGCAUCAAACUGCAGGAAGCACCUUCAUCCAGUACUUUUAGUCCUGAUUCUUGGAAUAAUCCAGUGAUGAUGACCCUCACCAAAAGCAGAUCCUUUACUUCAUCCUAUGCUAUUUCUGCAGCUAACCAUGUAAAGGCUAAAAAGCAAAGUCGACCAGGUGCCCUCGCUAAAAUUUCACCUCUUUCAUCGCCCUGCUCCUCACCUCUCCAAGGGACUCCUGCCAGCAGCCUGGUCAGCAAAAUUUCUGCAGUGCAGUUUCCAGAAUCUGCUGACACAACUGCCAAACAAAGCCUAGGUUCUCACAGGGCCUUAACUUACACUCAGAGUGCCCCAGACCUAUCCCCUCAAAUCCUGACUCCACCUGUUAUAUGUAGCAGCUGUGGCAGACCAUAUUCCCAAGGGAAUCCUGCUGAUGAGCCCCUGGAGAGAAGUGGGGUAGCCACUCGGACACCAAGUAGAACAGAUGACACUGCUCAAGUUACCUCUGAUUAUGAAACCAAUAACAACAGUGACAGCAGUGACAUUGUACAGAAUGAAGACGAAACAGAGUGCCUGAGAGAGCCUCUGAGGAAAGCAUCGGCUUGCAGCACUUUUGCUCCUGAGACCAUGAUGUUUCUGGACAAACCAAUUCUUGCUCCCGAACCUCUUGUCAUGGAUAACCUGGACUCAAUUAUGGAGCAGCUAAAUACUUGGAAUUUUCCGAUUUUUGAUUUAGUGGAAAAUAUAGGAAGAAAAUGUGGCCGUAUUCUUAGUCAGGUAUCUUACAGACUUUUUGAAGACAUGGGCCUCUUUGAAGCUUUUAAAAUUCCAAUUAGGGAAUUUAUGAAUUAUUUUCAUGCUUUGGAGAUUGGAUAUAGGGAUAUUCCUUAUCAUAACAGAAUCCAUGCCACUGAUGUUUUACAUGCUGUUUGGUAUCUUACUACACAGCCUAUUCCGGGCCUUUCAACUGUGAUUAAUGAUCAUGGUUCAACCAGUGAUUCAGAUUCUGACAGUGGAUUUACGCAUGGACAUAUGGGAUAUGUAUUCUCAAAAACGUAUAAUGUGACAGAUGAUAAAUACGGAUGUCUGUCUGGGAAUAUCCCUGCCUUAGAGUUGAUGGCGCUGUAUGUGGCUGCAGCCAUGCACGAUUAUGAUCACCCAGGAAGGACUAAUGCUUUCCUGGUUGCAACUAGUGCUCCUCAGGCGGUGCUAUAUAACGAUCGCUCAGUUUUGGAGAAUCAUCACGCAGCUGCUGCAUGGAAUCUUUUCAUGUCCCGGCCAGAGUAUAACUUCUUAGUUAACCUUGACCAUGUGGAAUUUAAGCAUUUCCGUUUCCUUGUCAUUGAAGCAAUUUUGGCCACUGACCUGAAGAAACACUUUGACUUCGUAGCCAAAUUUAAUGGCAAGGUAAAUGAUGAUGUUGGAAUAGAUUGGACCAAUGAAAAUGAUCGUCUACUGGUUUGUCAAAUGUGUAUAAAGUUGGCUGAUAUCAAUGGUCCAGCUAAAUGUAAAGAACUCCAUCUUCAGUGGACAGAUGGUAUUGUCAAUGAAUUUUAUGAACAGGGUGAUGAAGAGGCCAGCCUUGGAUUACCCAUAAGCCCCUUCAUGGAUCGUUCUGCUCCUCAGCUGGCCAACCUUCAGGAAUCCUUCAUCUCUCACAUUGUGGGGCCUCUAUGCAACUCCUAUGAUUCAGCAGGACUAAUGCCAGGAAAAUGGGUGGAAGACAGCGAUGAGUCAGGAGAUACUGAUGACCCAGAAGAAGAGGAGGAAGAAGCAGCAGCACCAAAUGAAGAGGAAACCUGUCAAAAUAAUGAAUCUCCAAAAAAGAAGACUUUCAAAAGGAGAAAAAUCUACUGCCAAAUAACUCAGCACCUCCUACAGAACCACAAGAUGUGGAAGAAAGUCAUUGAAGAGGAGCAACGGUUGACAGGCAUAGAAAAUCAAUCCCUGGACCAGACCCCUCAGUCGCACUCUUCAGAACAGAUCCAGGCUAUCAAGGAAGAAGAAGAAGAGAAAGGGAAACCAAGAGGGGAGGAGAUACCAACCCCAAAGCCAGACCAGUGACAAUGGAUAGAAUGGGCUGUGUUUCCAGACAGAUUGACUUGUCAAAGACUCUCUUCAAGCCAGCACAACAUUUAGACACAACACUGUAGAAAUUUGAGAAGAUGGGCAAAUGGCUAUUGCAUUUUGGGAUUCUUCGCAUUCUGUGUGUACAUUUUUACAGUGAGGUAUAUUGUUAAAAACUUUUUGCUCAAAGAAGCUUUCACAUUGCAACACCAGCUUCUAAGGAUUUUUUAAGGAGGGAAUAUAUAUGUGUGUGUGUAUAUAAGCUCCCACAUAGAUACAUGUAAAACAUAUUCACACCCAUGCACGCACACACAUACACACUGAAGGCCAGGAUUGCUGGCUCCACAAUUUAGUAACAUUUAUAUUAAGAUAUAUAGUGGUCACUGUGAUAUAAUAAAUCAUAAAGGAAACCAAAUCACAAAGGAGACGGUGUGGCUUAGCAAGGAAACAGUGCAGGAAAUGUAGGUUACCAACUAAGCAGCUUUUGCUCUUAGUACUGAGGGAUGAAAGUUCCAGAGCAUUAUUUGAAUUCUGAUACAUCCUGCCAACACUGUGUGUGUGUGUGUGUGUGUGUGAGUGUGUGUGUGUGUGUGAAAGAGAGACAGAAGGGAACAGUUUGAAAGGGUGCUUGUGUGCAUGUGUGUGCAUAUGUAGAGAUUUUUGUGGUUUCAGUAACUCAUAGAAUAGCUGUAGCAAAUGACUGAGUACAUGUGAACAAACAGAAGGAAGUUCACUCUGGAGUGCCUCUUUGGGAGGCAGCCAUUCCAAAUGCCCUCCUCCAUUUAGCUUCAAUAAAGGGCCUUUUGCAGAUGGAGGGCACUCAAGGGCUGGGUGAGAGGGCCACAUGUUCGGUAUUACAUUACUGCUAUGCACCACUUGAAGGAGCUCUAUCACCAGCCUCAAACCUGGAAGACUGAGGCAUUUUCCAGUCUGCUCACCUAAUGAAUGUAUAGGAGCUGUCUGUGAGUAUGGAUGUCACUCAACUAAGAUCAAAUCAUCAUUUAAGAGGAUGGCAUUCUUUAUACGUAAACACCUAGGAAAGAGUUGGAGUCAGGUCUUUAAUCAGGUUAGAAUUCUGAAUGAUGCCAGAGAAGGCUUGGGAAAUUGUACUUCAGCGUGAUCGCCUGUGUCUUAAUUUGCUGCAAAAUGUGUGGUAGAGAAAGAAAAGGAAACAGAAAAAUCACUCUGGGUUAUAUAGCAAGAGAUGAAGGAGAAUAUUUCAACCCAGGGUUUUUGUGUUGACAUAGGAAAAGCCUGAUUCUUGGCAACUGUUGUAGUUUGUCUUUCAGGGGUGAAGGUCCCACUGACAACCCCUGUUGUGGUAUUCCACAUGCUGUUUGUUGGGGUAGCUUCCAUAGGCAAUCUGGCCCAUUGUCAGUCAUGCUUCUUCUGGCAGGGGAAAUUAUACAGAGAUUGUUUGAGGAUCGGGUUAUUAUUGAAAAGUCUUUUUGUUUGUUUGUUUUGUUUUGGUUUGUUUAUCUACACUUGUUUAUGCUGUGAGCCAAACCUCUAUUUAAAAAGUUGAUACUCACUUUCAAUAUUUUAUUUCAUAUUAUUAUAUAUGUCAUGAUAGUUAUCUUGAUGUAAAUAUGAAGAUUUUUUUGUUUCUGUAGAUAGUAAACUCUUUUUUUAAAAAAGGAAAAGGGAAACAUUUUUAUAAAGUUAUAUUUUAAUCACCAUUUUUAUACAUUGUAGUUCUCUCCAAGCCCAGUAAGAGAAUGAUGAUUUAUUUGCAUGGAGGUCGAUGGACAGCCAGUCAUCUACCUAUUCUAAUUUAAAUGAUAAUCUGAUAUAGUUUUAUUGCCAGUUACAUGAGGAUGCUGCAAAGAAUGUUUUUUUUCACUAGUAACUUUUGCUAACUGAAUGAAUUCUGGGUCCACAUCUCCCAGAUGAAAACCUGUUAACCAACACCAUAUUUUAUAGUUGGUGUCCAUUUCUUUCUAACACUGUUUGUUAUGAUUCUUCCUUCAGUACUAUAUACAGACCUGCUCAUUAUCUAAACAAUCUUAGCUUCUAAGUAAACCUUGAUUGUGAUUUCUGGUUUUUAUUUUCUCUGACGUAGUAGAAAGGAAUGUUUACAUUAAAAAUACUUUUGUUUCUCAUAAAUGGAUAUUGUACUCCCCCCUUUCAAAGCAUUAUUUUACAAUAAUUCAUGGCAUUUAAAAAAAUAAGGCAAAGAUAAUACAACAAAAAAAUACAUGGUUUCAAGGCAAAUUCUCCAAUAAGUAGGAAAAUGUAAAAAGGAUCAAGUGGAUGCAGCCUCUACCUAAAUAAUUAAAAUAUAUUUCAGUAUAUUUCUGAAUUAACAGCAGGUCUUCAUUAUUUAGAACUUACUAAAUUGUUUUCAUUUUCUUAGUUUUACCUGUGUGUCUCUAUGUUUGCAAAAACUACUAUGAGUCAAAUUUUGCCAGUGAAUUGAACUAUUUUUCUUUCCUUGCAAUUAAGAGAAGGGGAAAAAAGCAUUUAUCUUCUUAUACCCCUUGCAUCUAAGUACUUAACAAAGCCAAUAUUUUCCCAUUUUCCAAAUGCUGUCCAUCUCUAACAUAAAUAUUAAUUGAACAUAGAGCUAUGUUUGGAGUGAGUGGACUGGCAGGACAGUUGGAAGUCCAUCAGUCUGUUGACAGUUUCAUCAAAGCUGUAUAGUCCAACUAGUGGGGCAGGUUGGCUACUAUGGUGGAAGUCUCAGCAAACUGCCUGGUUUUGUUUGUUUGUUUUGUUUUAAGGUACAGGAAAUAAGAGGAAUAAUAGUGGCCAAAGCAAUUAGAACAUCUUCAUUCCAGAACUGUGUUCAGCAAUCCAGGCAGAUUGAUACAUUUUUCUUUAAAAAUAAAUUGUUAUUACAGCUAGAAGUCAAUUGGGAUAAAUAAAGGGAUGAAGAUCCACUAAGUUUGUGACUUUCAUACACACCCAGUACAUCUCAAAGGAUGCUAAGGGACAUUUUCUGCCAGUAGAGCUCUCCCCCUUUUUGGUGACAGCAAUAUUAUUAUGUUCACAUCCAACUGCAGAGCUUACUUCCUGUGGUGCCAACGUAUUUGUUGCAAUUUACUACAUUUUUAUAUGAGCCUAUUUAUAGGUGCCAUUAGAUAAACUCAGGUCUUUCAAAUGAAAGAGUUUCUAGCCCACUUAGGGAAAAAGAUAAUUGUUUAGAAAACCAUAAAAUCAAUGGUAGGAAAAGUUGGAACGGGUUACCUGGAUGCCAUAGUUUUCUGUUAAGUAAAAGACCAGGUAUAUUCUGAGUGUCAUCAGUAUUAUUUUCAGCAUGCUAAUAAAUGUCUUUCCAGUUAUAUAUCUAAAUUAACCUUUAAAAUAUUGGUUUCCUUGAUAAAAGCACCACUUUUGCUUUUGUUAGCUGUAAUAUUUUUUGUCAUUUAGAUAAGACCUGGUUUGGCUCACAAUAAAAGGUGAAGACAGUAGCUCUGUACAGGGAUAUAUCUAUAUUAGUCUUCAUCUGAUGAAUGAAGAAAUUUUCUCAUAUUAUGUUCAAGAAAGUAUUUACUUCCUAAAAAUAGAAUACCCAAUUCUGUCUAUUUUGGUUGAAUACCAGAACAAAUCUUACCAUUGCAAUCCCAGUAAAACGAAAGAAAAGGAGUAUCUUACAGACUGUUCAUAUUAGAUGUAUGUAGACUGUUAAUUUGCAGUUUCCCCAUAUUCCCUGCCUAUCUUACCCAGAGAACUUUCUUUGAAGGUAAAAGCUGUGCAAAAGGCAUGAGACUCAGGCCUACUCUUUGUUUAAAUGAUGGAAAAAUAUAAAUUAUUUUCUAAGUAAUAAAAGUAUAAAAAUUAUCAUUAUAAAUAAAGUCUAAAGUUUGAAAUUAUUAA